Monodelphis domestica (gray short-tailed opossum) is the source of this 7527-nucleotide messenger RNA. Lineage: Eukaryota; Metazoa; Chordata; Mammalia; Didelphimorphia; Didelphidae. The record is from RefSeq and is a predicted model, not a curated record.
GCACGUGACAGGAGAGGCUGGAAGUGAGCCCCGGCUGCCUGUAAAUGCUUGUAGUGGGGGAGGAGCUGCUUCCGCGUCUGUCCGUCAUUUUAAAGGACCCCAGAAAAGGGACAAACGCAGAAGUGCCCGACUCAGGCCGGAGCCCGGGCGGGGCUUUGUCCCUUUCCCGGAGGAGAGAGAAGGGGUCGCCAGCCCAGAGCCAAGAGGCAGCUGGGGGAGGAGUGGCGGUGCAGGGACAGGAGGGGGCGGGGCUGGCCUGGCUCCUCCCCCAGGGGUACAUCCUCCUCUGAACCCGCUAAGGGGAGAACCUGCCUACCUGAAGCUGGCCAGGGGCCAGCGGGGCUGUGUGGUUCCUGUGCCCACAAGCCAGGAAAAUAGCCCGAUCCUGGGCACUGAGGAAAUGCCAGCACGCUCUCCCCAUCUCCACCUGAUGCCCGUCUCCCCUUCAGCCCUCCCCCCCUUUUCCUAGUAACUUCGCCCCCCAGCAGGCUCCCCCAAUGCACCCAGUGCAGUUUCUGAAUGGAAUUAAGCUAGAGAUGAUGGCAGAGGGGGAGGGAAGGCUUCUGCCUGGCCAGUUCAGGACCCUUCCCAGCCUGAGGCUCCCUAUGCCCCCCUGGGGGGGGAGAAUCUGUCCUGGGGCCAGGGAAGGGCCUGGGAGCCCCUCUGAGCCCUCCCCCUCUCUCCUCCCCCCAGGCAUACACAGAGGAAGUCUCCCCCCCUCGGGCUGCCACCCCACCCCACCCCCCAAGGACCCCAGGGUGGCCUAGCAGAGAGCACGCAGCCAGAGGGAUGCCACCCCGGACCCCGAGGCCCCCCUCCCAGGGGUCAAUAACAUUCAAGGAUGUGACUGUGGACUUCACCCAGGAAGAAUGGUGCCUACUGGACCAUUCUCAGAAAGACCUGUACCUGGAGGUCAUGCAGGAGAAUGUGCAGAAUCUGCUCUCUGUGGGGCUUCCAGUAACUAGAGAACAUUUAAUCUCCUGUUUCCAGGAAGGGAAAGCACCAUGGCUGCCAGAGCAAAAGGGGCCAAAGAGUUCCUCUCCCGAUUUUGAAGUGAAUGUGAUGUGUACAAAUCUGAGCCUUUUUGUGGAAGGAUCUGGCCCCCAAAGAUGCAUGAAGGAGGUUUCUCAUGACUUCAUUUUGAGAGAAAUCUGUGAUUCUACUGUCAAAGUAAAUAAAAAUCCACAGAGUGACUGUGAAAUUGAUGAAACUGCAGAGAAAUUCAGCCAAUAUUCAGUCCUAACACAGUACAUGAAAUUGAGUUCAGGAAAUGACUGUUAUCAGGAUAGCAAAUAUAGGAAAUGGUUUCCUGAAGACGUAGGAUUUAUUCAGUCACCUGAGAAGCCUGAAAUGCUCGUGUAUCAAGGUAAGGCAGGAGGAAUGGCUUUUGGCUGCAGUUUAGACUUUAUUAGACACCCAAAUAUUAAUCCUGUCAAGAUGGUUUCUGUGAAUAAUAAAGUUGGGAGAUGUUUCAGACAAAAAUCUAAGCUUGCUGCACAUCAGAAAAUCCACACUGGAGAGAAACCUUAUGAAUGUAAACAUUGUGGAAAGUCUUUCACACAGUGGGGCUCUCUUUUUCAACAUGAGAGAAUCCACACUGCACAGAAACCUCAUGAAUAUCAACACUAUGGAAAGGCUUUCAGACAGAGGAGCAAACUUAUUGCACAACAGAGCAUCCACUCUGUAGAGAAACCUUAUGAAUGCAAACACUGUGGAAAGGCUUUUAUAGAGAAGGGAUCUCUUGCUAAGCAUCAGAGCAUCCACACAGGAUGGAAACCUUAUGAAUGUAAACACUGUGGAAAGGCUUUCACACAGAGUAGCAGUCUUGCUACACAUCAGAGAAUCCACACUGGAGAGAAACCUUUUGAAUGUCAACACUGUGGAAAGGCUUUUAUGAGGAGGAGCAGUCUUAUUGCACAUCACAGAAUCCACACUGGAGAAAAACCUUAUGAAUGCAAACACUGUGGAAAGGCGUUUAUAGAAAAGGGAUCUCUUGCUAAACAUCAGCGCAUUCACUCUGGAAGGAAACCUUAUGAAUGUAAACAAUGUGGAAAGGCUUUUACACACAGGAGCAGUCUUGUUGCACAUCAGAGAAUCCACACUGGAGAGAAACCGUAUGAAUGUAAACAUUGUGGAAAGCCUUUCAGACAGAGGGGCCAUCUUAUUGCACAUCAGAGAAUCCACACUGGAGAGAAACCUUAUAAAUGUCAACACUGUGGAAAGACUUUCAGACGGAGGAGCAAUCUUAUUGCACAUGAGAGCAUCCACACUGGAGAGAAACCAUAUGAAUGCAAUAACUGUGGAAAGGCUUUUAAAGGGAAGGGAUCUUUUAUUAAGCAUCAGAGCAUCCACACUGGAGAGAAAUCUUAUGAAUGCAAAAAUUGUGGAAAGGCAUUUAAAGAGAAGGGAUCUCUUGCUAUGCAUCAGAGCAUCCACACUGGAGGGAAACCUUAUGAAUGUAAACAAUGUGGAAAGGCUUUUACACACAGGAGCAGUAUUGUUACACAUCAGAGAAUCCACACUGGAGAGAAACCAUAUGAAUGUAAAUAUUGUGGAAAGCCUUUCAGACAUAGGGGCAAUCUUAUUGCACAUCAGAGCAUCCACACUGGAGAGAAAGCUUAUAAAUGUCAACACUGUGGAAAGACUUUUACAAAGAAGGGAUCUCUUGCUAAGCAUCAGAGUAUCCACACUGGAGAGAAACCUCAUGAAUGUAAAAAAUGUGGAAAUGCUUUUACAGAGAGGAGCAGUCUUGCUACACAUCAGAGAAUCCACACUGGAGAGAAACCUUACGAAUGUGAAUAAUGUGGAAAGGCUUUUAUAUGUACGGGCCAUCUUGCUGCUCAUUAGAGAAUCCACACUGGAGAGAAAUCUUAUAAAUGUCAACACUGUGGAAAGACUUUCAGACGGAGGAGCAAUCUUAUUGCACAUCAGAGCAUCCACACUGGAGAGAAACCAUAUGAAUGCAACAACUGUGGAAAGGCUUUUAAAGGGAAGGGAUCUCUUACUAAGCAUCAGAGCAUCCACACUGUAGAGAAACCAUAUGAAUGUAAAUAUUGUGGAAAGCCUUUCAGACAUAGGGGCAAUUGUACUGCACAUCAGAGCAUCCACACUGGAGAGAAAGCUUAUAAAUGUCAACACUGUGGAAAGACUUUCAGCCAGAGGAGCAAUCUUAUUGCACAUCAGAGAAUCCACACUGGAGAGAAACCUUACGAAUGUGAACAAUGUGGAAAGGCUUUUAUAUGUACAAGCCAUCUUGCUGUUCAUUAGAGAAUCCACACUGGAGAUAAAUCUUAUGAAUGUCAACACUGUGGAAAGUCUUUCACCCGGAGGAGCUCUCUGACUACACAUCAGUGUCCACACUUGAGAGAAACCUUAUAAACCUUAUAAAUGUAAACUGUGGAAAGGAUUUUACAGAGAGGGGCUAUCUUGUUAAAGUUAGAGAAACCAUUCUGGAGAGAAACAUUAUGAAUGUAAAUACUGUGGAAAGCCUUUUACAUGUAGGGGAUCUCUUGCUAAGCAUCAGAGCAUCCACGCUGAAGAGAAACCUUAUGAAUGUAAAACCGUAAAGACUUUCACACUAAUGAGCAAUAUUGCUAGACAUCAGACAAUCCACUCUGGAGAGAAGCUAUAAAUGGAAACAUGGAAAGACAUGCAAUCUCUUUCCAGUCAUCAGACAAUCCAGAUGGGAGUGAAGCCUUAUUGUAUGGAAUAAAAGCAUGGUUUAUUCUCCAACAUGUAUUAGUGUUAGUAAUCUUCAAUUGGCAACUUCCUAUAGAAAAGUUGUGAAAGUCUGGUGACUGUCAGAAGGGAGAUACUAAUCUCUCCUUAUGAAGAGGAGAGAUAUCCCCCUCCCCAGCAUCUUUUUAUAUACAUAAAUAUACACCUUCAAUUCACUCCUUCUGUGGCUAAAACCUCUGUUUAAAGAUGCAGAUUCAGAAUAUGUGAAGGAAAUCAUGGAAUGGAUUGGGUCAUGAGGAUAGAAUGGCAGGGGGAAAAAGCAACAGAGUCAAGAAAACAGGAGACAAUGGUUAAGGUGGAUGUUCCUUGCACUGCACCCUGGAGUGCCCCUCUGGGAGGCCCAAAUGAAAUUGUGAAAGCCACUCUUGGCUCCUAAGACUUGAUGUGUUAGUGGGAGGAGAAAAAGUUUGAUAAACCAAGGCAAGAGAUUUUGCUUUUUUCUCUUAUGGUUUUGUUGCUUACUGGACUUUCCUGUGAGCAUUCCUAUGGGGUCCUGAUGGCAGAAACAGAAAGCCAGCUAAAUGGAGCAUCCAGGAAAAUAACACAUCUCUCCUCUUUUCCCUUUUUUUCUGAGGCCCCAAGACACAAGGGGCAGUCAUGAGACCACUGCUUGCCUACUAAAUCAUGCUCUAUUCUCCAGUAUAUGUUAAUUAGUAUUAGUAAUCUUUAAUUGGCAAUUUACUAUAGAAAAAUUGUGAAAGUCUGGUGACUGUCAGAAGGGCAAUACUAAUUUUUUCUGAUGAAGAGGAGGGAAAUCCCCCUCUUCAGCAUCUUUUUUAUAUACAUAAAUAUACACAUUUAAUUCACUCUUUUCUUAUGUGGAUAAAACCUUGUCUUUUUAAAAAUUCAGAUUCAGAAUAUGUGUAGAGCAUCAUGGAAUUGAUUGGGUCAUGAGAAUAGAAUGGUAGCAGGAAAAAAGCAACAGAAUCAAGAAAUCAGGAGAUGGGUCAAGGUUGAUGUCCCUGUGCACUGCCCCCUGGAGUGUUCCUCUGUGAGGCCUAAAUGAAAUUGAAAGCCACACUUGGCUCCUGAGAUUUGAUGUGUGAGAAUUAGUGGGAGGAGGAAAAGUUUAAUUAACAGGCAAGAACAGAUUUUGCUCUUUGUCUUAUGGUUUUGUUGCUUGCUGAACUUUCUUGGGAGCAUGCCUAUGGGGCCCUAAUGGCAGAGACAGAAUAGCAAGCUAAGUGGAGCAACCAAGAAAGCAACAUCUCCUCUUUUUCCCUUUUUUCUGAGACCCCAAGACACAAGGGGCAGCCAUGAGACCACUGCUUGCCUGCCACCUUGGCAUCCCCAGUACUGCCCCUGUUCCUGGGACACUGCUUCCUUCCUUAUGAUCCCACAAGCCAGUGCACCACCAUUUGCUGUCUUACAGUAAACAUGCAGACAAUUUAAAACCAAAUAAGGUAAAAAUAAAAUACUAAAAUUAAAGUUAUAAAAUUAGAUAAAAUAAAGUAAUAAACACAAAAUUAUUUAAUUUGUUACACCAAUUCAGUAGUUCAUCAUUUCCAAAUUUAUUGCCUUGCAUUGAUUUCUUAUUGAACCCUAACACCAAUGUUUAGUUUUGUUGACUUUUAAAAUGAACUUAAAGGAGGCUCCUCCUUUGUACUAGACCACUUCUUUCUGGCUGCAAGAGAAAUCCAUAAACACAUUCUUUAACAGGACUUUAUCAACUCCCAAUAUACUUACUCACUACAAAGAUUAUCCGGGCUGCUAACCUUAAAUCUGCUAUCCCAUCUCAUUAAUUUUAACAAUGUCUUUUCCUCCAUUAUAAAAUUAUGUAAUUUACAUGAUUAAGCAGAAAGAUUGCCUCACUUUACCAAAAUGUAAAAACCUGACAAACUAUAGAAGUAUAAAAGGAAAAAUAAAAUCCACAUCACAAGUUAUUCAGGACUUUGGAAAUCUGGAAGUGGCCCUGCCUCCUGUUUGUGGCCCAAAAUUAAAAGAUCAUCCAGUAUUAAGUAAAAUUCCAAUUGAAUAUUCUAAUACAAAAAUCCUCAAAUCUUAUUUUUAAAAACUGCAUGACAAUUUCAGCUUCAGAACAAUUUUAAAAGUCAAAUUUGAGUUUAAAUAUUGAAAUGAACUGCAAAAGUUUUCAAGAUUAAAAAUGCUUCUAAUUUUCCUUGACUUUAAAACCUCUCCCACACCUCACAUACCCCCCUUUGGGGAGGUGGAGAUGCGAGGGAUUUUGAAAUUUUUCAUUUGCCUUUAACUACUUAACAACCAUAACUGUGCUUAAAUAGCUUAGGCUUUUUACUUCUAAUACCUAGUGUGAAAAAAAUAAUGUUGCAACUGAGUCAGCUAAUGUAAAGGCUGUAGAUAAAAAUUUGUUCAGAUAAUUCUCCUGAUUUCACUGAGUUCUGGCCUUAACUAAAUUAAUUUUGGGUACACAUUUAAUUUUCCUGUGUAUUUAUUCAUUGGCAAUGAGGGCUCAUUUACCCUUGAACUUAGGCCUAGUCUAUAGGUGAUUUCAUUAGUAUUCCUGGGCACAAAGGCCUUCUCUAAUCUCAUUGUUUUCCACCUUGAAGCUCCAAAAUGUAUAAACUUUACUGGUACUGGGGAGCCAUUCAGUGUUCUAUCCAAACUUUGUAUAUUAAACAUGCUGCUUAGAAUCUACUAUUUAUGUGCAAGGCUUCCCCCUUUUGGUACUGAUAUUUUGCCAGGUUUUCCUUAUGACCUAAACUCUUCCUUUUAAGAAAAGGAACCUCUUUAAAUUUGCUUAGUCAUUCAUAAUGGCUAAAAAUGUCUAUCUGCCUCCAUAAUUUCCAUAUUCUAGGCCUUGCCUUCCUGGGGCUUCCUUCAUCAUAUGAUUACAGAAAAUUUGCUAUAACAGGAGAAAAGUGGGAAGUAACUUAAAAUGGGGAAGAAAACCACCCUGAUUUGGAAUAUUGAUGUCAUGUGUAACUGUAAAGGGUGAAUAUUAUGGUUGAGACUGAAAAAAAUCUAAAUUUAAUUGGUUGCCAAGGGAAAUCCCAAAUAAUAAAAUACCUAAGUCAGCUACCAAAUUUUUAUGAUGAUUUAAUUACAACAGGAGGAAGAAAAUAUUAGAGGGAGAGAGAGAAAGGGAGGGAGAGAAGGAAAGGAGUUUAACUCAAAACCACUCUGGCUCAAGCUGAGCCAAAGCAGGCAUUAAGGCCUUGGAGAGCCAAGGCAGAGAAAGGGAUCAGUCCUUAUCACUCACGUGACCGGUCUAAAGGAAAGCUGUCUGCGAGGCUCCUCCAAGCUCAAGCUCCAGAAUCAAACUGAACUCUAGCCCUCUCCACAGGAAGUCCCGGGAACUCCAGAGGCUGUUCUCUACCUCACUUCCUGCAUCUCACAUGUGCCAAUGGUGGCUCAAGCUUGACUUAGGACCGCCCAGAGGUCUGUCCUUUUUUUGCACAUGUCUGUUGAAGACCAUCUCCUCAGAUAAUUAAAUCUUGAGUUUAAUGCAGACUUUUCAAAAUCUUGUUACACUGAGUGGGGUGGAGAAUGUGGGUUUCCAAGACUUGAUUCUGUUAUUCCAAGUAUCUCCAUUGUUAUUAUCAGGAAAUAGCUAAAUCAGAUCUUCUAAAGAAUGGUCUGAUUAGGGUGGAAUAGUUUUAAAAUUCACAUAAGUUGACCAUGAUUAGCAGUCAGCUGUAGAACUUGACAGAAACUUAGCCCUUCCAUUCGCCCUUGGGACUGUAUCCAUGACCAAGUUUUCUCCAUAGCAUUUCUUUUCCCAAUUAUCUUCCCAUACAAUUUACCCUUAGAUGGCGAUUCUCUCUAACCAAGCUCAGGAUUUAAAAUAAAUUUAUCUUCUGUUACUAACAA